Trypanosoma cruzi is the source of this 1797-nucleotide messenger RNA. RefSeq lists its product as uncharacterized. NCBI's taxonomy places the organism in Eukaryota, Euglenozoa, Kinetoplastea, Trypanosomatida, Trypanosomatidae. Bases 1 to 1797 code for a protein of 598 amino acids. The record is from RefSeq and is a predicted model, not a curated record. The transcript has a single exon.
AUGUGUGCCGCGUUUAGAUCGUUGUGUGAAGAGCUGAGUCGUCUGCAGGUGCGCAUGCUCCGACGCGACGGGAAUCCUUCGCAGCUCGUGGCGGAAGCGACUCAAAUGAUUCGAAGCCGUUGCAAUGAUAUCGAAAUAAAAAGACAAAACCUGCCGUAUGUUCCUAUUUUUUUAAGGAGCUGUGCAACUCUAUUUGCACGUGCCGACACGGACCCCGUGCACGAGGCUCUGGAGACUGUAGGGCAGCUUGCUGAGGCCUACGUUGACGGUAAUCAUGGCGACGUGAAUGAGUCUGCCACUGUACUCCAGUCAUUGGUCUCUUUUGCUCGGAAUCUGGCGAAUGAGGGGGAUUUACACAAGAAAAAUAUGCCCUCAUCAUCACCAUCAUUAGCGUUAAGAUCUUUACUGGCUCCAUGUCUAGAAAAAACAUUACAGAAGUGGAAAGAACAGUCAGUACGGCCACAUACCUCAACACUUUUGUCACUUCUUCGAGGGACAGACAUUGUCUAUGGCGAGGGUUUUCACUUUACUCCAGUGAGUGUUGAUAUGAUGGGUUUAUUGCCUAUCAAGGGCAAGAUUCAAAUGGAGGCAAAGCUACAGAAAUGUCCUUCCGCAAGGCAUAUUCUUAAAUCACUGCGCGAAAUGCAGCUGUCAAAACUUGAUGCUGGGAUCUGCUUGAGCAGUCUCGCAGAACUUGGGUUGUAUGAUGCUGAAUUAUGCAAUGCCUGCUGUGAGGUGCUUUUUUCUACUCACGCACUUGUGACAUGUCAGCAGUUCGCACAGGUUAUCUAUAGUUUAGGUGUUCUUCAACACCGACAUAUUCAUCAAAAGUUUUUCUCCAGUAUGGUGGACUUUAAAAAGUGCAACGCAGCGGCGUUACGGAAACACACAAUGGGCCUUGCCAUGCUUAGGCAGCCUCCGCCCAAUGAACGUGCUUUUAUGGACGGUAUCUUUUUACACGCAUUACGCCCCACCGAUCCGUUAGAAUACAGCUACUCACCCGAAGAGGAAUUGUCUUCAGAGUGGUUUGUAUCUAUCGGCCAUGCAUUGUCGUGUCUGGGGAUUGUGCACUACAAGUACCGUCUGAUGUUGGCACGGAGGGUGCGAAGAGACAUCAUUCAACUAACCACACAACAACGAUGCCAAAUGUUGUACGCUUUGGGAGGGGUGCCCAUAGAUUCCGUUCCAGAUGAGCUCCGCCAAUCGUGGAAAAACAAAGUGGAACGAUCAAUUGAGGUGCUGACAGAGCGGCUGCGUUACAACGUUGAACCCUCGGAUGGACCUUUUGUGAUGAACGCUCUUCUCUUUGCUGGCGUUCGCGAACACCCCAUGAUUCCUCAAAAACCCGAUCUACUCUCAGGAGAGAAUCCAGUGGAGGUCCUUCUUCGCACCUGGUCUACCUGUCCCAAGGAGCGUGUGCUUCACUUGACGGAACAAAUACGACCGCGUCAUUUGGGAGAGGAGCCGACAGCAACGUUGUCUCAUGUGUUUAGCGUCAUUGCAAAGAAUUGCAGUGCUUCACCCUUUGAUUCCUACCGAUUUGGGCCUUUGUGUGACGCAGUUCGUAGUCACGGUGGCGAAAUGAGCGUGGAAGAGGUUUUGGGCACAAUAGCUGCCAUUCAGCGCAUUGGAAUCGGAGGCCGUUAUCGUGAAACUCUGGUGGUAUUACUGGAGAAUUUAUGGCGACAGCGACAUAGCAUGACGUCCGAGCAGCAAUCUCGCUGCUGCCGCCUUCUAGAACGCCUGGGUCACUUGGAUACUGCAAUGGAGUUGCUUGAGUACAUGACAACCCUUUAG